CGAUAUUUUCUACCCUUCUUAGUUUCUUUCUGUUCUGUUCUCAUUACGAAUUUGGCUUGCAACACUGGACUAGCUUAUGCUUUAGAGACUCGAAUUCUUUAUCAUAUUUUGUUUAUGGAGGUCGAAAAGUAAGGAGGGAAAGUUUGUCUUACGUGAAUCAAUAUGAAAUCGCUUGCUUCAGCCUCAUGGAAAGCCCCUCUGAAGUUCAGGAUGCCGACAUCUGAGAAUUUGAUACCCAUUAGGCUGGACAUCGAAGUCGACGGGCAGCGGUAUAAAGACGCUUUCACCUGGAACCCUUAUGAUCCUGAUUCAGAGGUGGUGAUGUUUGCAAAAAGGACUGUAAAAGACUUGAAGCUUUCCCCUGGUUUCCUUCCGCAAAUCGUUCAGUCCAUUCAGUCACAGCUUGCUACCUUUCGAUCAUAUGAAGGCCAGGACAUGAAUGUUGGUGACAAGAUUGUUCCAAUUAAGGUUUCUUUCAUAAAUAAACUACCAACAAGAUUUAUAUAAAUAUUACCUUUUUCCUUUAAUGACUUUCUAACACCUACUUAUCCAUCACUUGAACUUCAUCAGCUUCAUCUUCGAGUCAAUUAUACCGUU
Hibiscus syriacus is the source of this 597-nucleotide messenger RNA. Its product is annotated as chromatin structure-remodeling complex protein BSH-like. Gene Ontology annotation, molecular function: transcription coregulator activity. The transcript is spliced from 4 exons. Lineage: Eukaryota; Viridiplantae; Streptophyta; Magnoliopsida; Malvales; Malvaceae. Gene Ontology annotation, cellular component: nuclear chromosome; nucleus. Bases 163 to 507 code for a protein of 114 amino acids. Gene Ontology annotation, biological process: regulation of transcription by RNA polymerase II; chromatin remodeling. The record is from RefSeq and is a predicted model, not a curated record.